AGAGACGCAGCUGUCACUGCUCCAGUUCUCAGCUGUUUGCAAAGCAAUCAUUAACUUUAUUGUUCAUGAAAACUUCGGAGCACGGCAAGUAGGAUGGCAGAGCUAAGCCUGCGUAAGUACCAGGAGGAGGUAGUGCAGCCAGCUCUGGAGGGCAAGAACAUCAUCAUCUGGCUUCCAACGGGAGGAGGAAAGACCCGCGCUGCUGUCUAUGUGGCCAAAAGACACCUGGAGACCAAGCCAAGGGCCAAGGUGGCUGUACUGGUUAACAAGGUCCACCUGGUGGAUCAGCACUACUCUAAGGAGUUCAAUCCCUGCCUGGGGAGGCAGUACAAUGUGCUGAACAUCAGUGGUGACUCUGUCCACAAGGACUUCUUUUCCAAAGUGGUAUGUGACAAUGAUGUGGUCAUCUGUACAGCCCAAAUCCUAGAGAAUGCUCUGCAGAGCACUGAGGAGGACAAGCACGUGAAACUCACAGAUUUCUCCCUGCUGAUCAUUGAUGAGUGCCACCACACCCACAAAGAAAGUGUCUACAACAAGAUCAUGGAGCGCUAUGUGGAGUCCAAGCUGGAGGGUGAGAGGGGGCUGCCCCAGGUGCUGGGCCUCACAGCCUCGCUUGGGACAGGGGGCAUGCGCACCCUCGAAAAGGCCACAGAGCAUGUGUUACAGAUUUGUGCAAACCUGGAUGCUACAGCCAUCAUGUCUUCGAAGGAGCAUGUUGGAGAGCUGCAGAAAAACGUCCCCAAACCCAUGAAGCGGUAUGACAUUGUGGCGAGGAGGCAGAAGGACCCUUUUGGGGACCAUUUGAAGAAGAUGAUGCAUAUCAUUCAUGAUUUCAUGGAGGUGGAAGGGAUCAGCAGGGACUUUGGCACACAGGACUAUGAGGCAGAGGUGGUGCUGCUGGAGAAGACAGGGGCAGUGCAGAAGAACAGGCGGGUGGCCCAGUGUGCACUGCACCUGCGGAGGUACAAUGACGCUCUGCUGAUCAACGACACUGUGCGCAUGGUGGAUGCAUUCAGCGUGCUAGAUGAGUUCUACUGCAGCAAGAGGGAGAGUCGCACUGGGCUGGACGCCACAGAUGUCUUCCUGUUCAGGCUCUUCCGCGAGCAUAAAAACAAACUGCAGACCCUUGCAAGUCAGGCCCAGUUUGAGAACCCCAAGCUGAGCAAACUUGAGCACACCUUACUGGAGCAGUUUGGGGAAAAGAGGGGUUCCAGGGGCAUUCUCUUCUCUAAAACACGGAAAGGGACCCAGUGCCUCCAUGACUGGGUUUGUGCCAAUGGAAGACUGCAGGCUGCUGGCAUCAGGGCUGCUAUAUUGACUGGGUCAGGUAAUCUGGCCAACUGUAUGAGCCAGAACGAACAGAAGCAGACCAUCAGUCUGUUCCGCAGUGGAGUGCUAAACCUGCUGGUCUCCACCAGCAUCGCCGAGGAGGGCCUGGACAUCCCAGAGUGUAACCUGGUGGUACGCUAUGGGCUGCUGACCAAUGAGAUUGCCAUGCAGCAGGCCAGUGGACGUGCCCGUGCUGGGGACAGCGUCUACUCCGUUGUGGCGCAGGCAGGGGGGCGGGAGGUAAACAGGGAGCGCACCAAUGAGUACCUGGAGGAGCUGACAGGGAAAGCCAUCGCCGAGGUGCAGCGUAUGGCACCUCAGGAGUUUCGGAAGCGGGUGGGGGAGCUGCAGAGGGAAGCCUUGAUUGCGCGGCGGCUAGCGGAGCUAAAAGCUGAGGGGAAAAGGGGCCUUUACCAGGCCGCCGGCGUGCGCCUCUGCUGCCGGCUCUGCAAUGCUCCCGUCGCCAACGGCCACGAAAUCCAGACCAUUGACGGUGCACACUAUGUCAAUGUCAACCCCGACUUCAAGAGCCAUUAUCGUCUGGGUGGACAGAUUGUCCUGCCGAGGACUUUCGAGGACUGGAGGCCUGGGCGGAAGGUUAGCUGCGCAAAGUGUGGUCAGGAAUGGGGCAUGGAGAUGAUCUAUAAGGAUGUUCCUCUGCCAAACAUAGCUAUCAAGAACUUCGUCCUGGAGACACCGGGUGGCAGGAUGACAAUCAAGAAGUGGAAAGAUGUCUGUUUUCGCGUGGAGGAGUUCCAGUAUUCCAAAUACUGCUACAGGAAUUUCCCCAAUCUCUUUAGCGGAAGUGAUCUUGGAUCAAGUUAA
Messenger RNA from Megalops cyprinoides (Indo-Pacific tarpon), 2154 nucleotides. RefSeq names its product DEXH (Asp-Glu-X-His) box polypeptide 58 (gene dhx58). The record is from RefSeq and is a predicted model, not a curated record. Lineage: Eukaryota; Metazoa; Chordata; Actinopteri; Elopiformes; Megalopidae. Gene Ontology annotation, biological process: response to virus; positive regulation of interferon-beta production; innate immune response. Gene Ontology annotation, cellular component: cytoplasm. The coding region runs from base 94 to 2154 and encodes 686 amino acids. Gene Ontology annotation, molecular function: double-stranded RNA binding; DNA binding; hydrolase activity. The transcript is spliced from 12 exons.